Molecule: messenger RNA, 2277 nt
Organism: Erigeron canadensis
Lineage: Eukaryota; Viridiplantae; Streptophyta; Magnoliopsida; Asterales; Asteraceae
Product: probable inactive receptor kinase At5g58300
Exons: 3
Coding region: 113-2029 (638 amino acids)
Biological process (GO): protein phosphorylation
Molecular function (GO): protein binding; ATP binding; protein kinase activity
Source: RefSeq, a predicted model, not a curated record
CUUUUUAAUUGAAAUGUUCUAAAUUGUUCUGUUUUUUGUAGGCUCUGGACCAGGAAAAUCUCUUGAUGUACAUCAUUAUCAACUCCGUACAUGUAAAUAUUAAUAUUUCCUCAUGAAUCUCUACUUUUCACUACUACUUGAUACUAUCAUUGUCAUACUUUCCGUGGUGUCUCCAGUAUUUGCUGAUUUAGAUUCGGACAAACUAGCUCUUCUUGCAUUUGCUGAUGCUGUGCCCCAUGGUACAAAACUCAACUGGAGCAAUGCUACUAAUGUUUGUAGUUCCUGGCUUGGAAUCAUCUGUGCUUCUAAUGGCACUCGUGUGUCUCAUAUUCGACUUCCUAGCAUUGGACUUACGGGUCCCAUUCCACCCAACACUCUUGGAAGACUGGAAUCACUUGAAGUUCUCAGCCUUAGAUUGAAUCGCCUCACGGGAAGUAUACCAUCUGAUGUUCUUUCUCUUCCUUCCCUCCAUCGUCUUUUCCUUCAACAUAAUAACUUCACCGGAAACAUUCCAGCCUCAUUUCCUCCCCGGAUGAAUGUGUUAGAUCUAUCAUUCAAUUCAUUUACCGGAAAAGUUCCAGAAACAAUCCAGAAUUUAACUCGGUUAACUAGAUUGAACCUCCAAAACAACUCCCUUUCUGGGUCUAUUCCUAAUAUCACAUUCUCAAGACUCAAAAAUCUCAACAUAAGCUACAAUCAUCUUAAUGGUUCUAUUCCAUCUUCCUUUCAAAAUUUCCCAGAUUCAUCAUUUAUCGGGAAUACUUUCUUGUGUGGGCUACCUUUAGAUCCUUGUUCACCUCUAAUCCCUCCGUCCCCUUCUGCUGUGUCCAGUCCUCCUCCUGCACCUGUUGCCCCGCAAAAGAAAAGCUCAAAGAAGCUUCCAUUAUGGGCUAUCAUCGCCAUAGCUGCUGGAAGUGGUGCUGUAUUUAUACUCUUCGCUAUUAUAUUGUUCUGUUGUUGUUUAAAGAAAAAGAAAAGGAAUGAAAAUGGAAGUCGCGUGCGAACAGGGAAGUCUUCUGCUGGUCAAAGGAGUGAAAAGACCAGAGAAGAAUUUGGUGGUGAAGUACAAGAGUCUGAAAAUAAGAUGGUUUUCUUUGAAAGUUGUUCUUACAGUUUCGAUCUGGAGGACUUAUUGCGGGCUUCAGCAGAGGUGCUUGGAAAAGGUAGUUUUGGGACAGCAUAUAAGGCGGCUUUAGAGGAGUCAGUAAUCGUGGUAGUAAAAAGGUUGAAAGAUGUAGUGGCGGGGAAGAAAGAAUUCGAACAGCAGACGGAGAUCAUAGGAAGAAUUGAGCCGCAUCCAAACGUAGUGCCCCUACGUGCUUAUUAUUACUCAAAGGAUGAGAAGUUGCUCGUUUAUGAUUAUAUAUCAUCAGGAAGUCUGUUGACACUCUUGCAUGGAAACAGAGGUGACAGUAGAACUCUUGUUGACUGGGAAACUAGAGUCAGGAUUGCCCUCGGAGCUGCACGAGGCAUAGCUCAUAUUCAUGCUGUUUGUGGCCCCAAGUUCAUUCAUGGGAACAUUAAAUCAUCAAAUGUUCUCGUUAACGAAAGUGGUGAUGGAUGCAUCUCAGAUAUCGGUUUAGCUCCUCUUGUAAACUUCCCCCCUUCCACAUCCCGGUACACCGUCGGCUACCAAGCCCCCGAAGUUAUAGAAAACAGAAAACACUCCCAUAAAUCCGAUGUCUACAGCUUCGGGGUCCUACUCCUAGAGAUGCUCACAGGAAAAAAACCGCUUCAAUCUCCAGGAAGAGAAGACAUGGUUGACCUGCCUAAGUGGGUUCAGUCGGUAGUCAGGGAAGAAUGGACUGCUGAGGUUUUUGAUGUCGAGCUUAUGAAAUUUCAGAACAUUGAGGAGGAGAUGGUGCAGAUGUUGCAGAUAGGCAUGGCGUGUGUUGUGCACGUCCCGGAUAACCGCCCCACCAUGAAUGAAGUGGUAAAAAUGAUCGAAGAGGUUCAUCUAUCUGACUCUGAAACCCCUCCAGCUUCCCACCAGAACAAAUUCAGAGACCUGGAUGUGCAGACACCUUAAUUCUAAUUUCACCAUUACACCUGUUUCACUCAACUAUUUACCCUACACUUUUCUUUGAUAAAACUCCUGUGGCUCCUGCCGUCUAGCAAAACGGAAACACUUCAUAUGACAUAGGUAUCACGGUACAGGUUUCUUUUUCCUUUUUUUGUAUAAUAAAUUAAUUAUUUUACAUUUGUUAGUCUUGAUAAUAGCAAAUCGAUAUAACUAACAAAUAAUAUUGAUAUAAUAUAAAUUUGUAAUGGGCCUGA